This is a messenger RNA of Saccoglossus kowalevskii, 2571 nucleotides long. RefSeq lists its product as uncharacterized. Lineage: Eukaryota; Metazoa; Hemichordata; Enteropneusta; Harrimaniidae. The record is from RefSeq and is a predicted model, not a curated record.
CAACAACCAGUGAGCCGAUGACGUCAGAAAAAUCAGAUGAUGAUGAAUCAAUGACAACCGCGAUAUCAUUUUCACGUGACUAUACAACGCCUUCAGGAACUGGGGAUGCAGAAUCAGCGGAAAUAUUUACUAUUGUGGUAACAACGGACUAUGAUAACAUUGAUAAAGGUGUGAUAAAUAAUUGCACAGGUGGCGUUUAUAGGAACAGAGUCUGGGCUAUGAAUGGAGAAUCCUAUGCUAUUCAAUACAAUCCGUUUCAGAACGACCUACUUGAGUUUACAGUGUGCUUCUGGAUGAGAACAAGUGAUACUGACAAUUUCGGAACGCCUUUCCACUACGCAACCUGGAACACUGAUACUGAAGAUGAGAUAUCCCUCUAUGAUUACAAUGAUUUUACACUAUUUAUUAGAGGUCAAAUGCUAUCAUACACCAAAGUGUCUGUAGUUGACGACCAGUGGCAUCACAUAUGUGUCACGUGGCAAUCUCAUGGUGGGAAUUACCAGCUCUAUAAAGACGGUGUAGUGGAAUCCUAUGGUGGAGGCGUCGCAACUAAUUUGACAAUCCGUGCUGGAGGAGUGUUGGCUGUCGGACAAGAGCAGGGCGAGCCAGGUGGUGGUUUCUCUAAGUCGCGAUCUUUCAUGGGAAUGCUGGCAUAUUUUAACAUGUGGUCGCGCGUGUUAAAUGAAACAGAAAUCGUAAGUCUCUAUAGUGACUGUGCAGACAACGGCUGUGGUGAUAUUGUGUCGUGGUCAUCAUUCGAAGAUACUCACGUGAAUGAUAUUACUAUUAUUGACGGCGUUGAUAUAUGUAAGACGCUACAUCCGUGCUUAUUUCCAUAUUUCCCAGACAAAUCAUGGGGUUUUUAUGAGAACGAUAGCCACGUCACACUCGCAAUCACUGUUGACGAAUUGUCAGAGUCUAGUGUUGCGUUCUGGUUUAGGUGUGAAGACAUUGACCGCCUUGGAACAGUGUUGCACUACUCUACCAACCGACGGGAUGACGAACUAAUAAUUUAUUUAGGAACGCUGCAAACUGGCAUAGGCGCGGGUCUAGCUCUUAAAAUUGCUGAUCAGGAUUUUAACAUCCCGUUAGCAGGACUCGGGGAAUCACAAUGGCACCACGUUUGUAUAGAAUGGAAGACAGUAGAUAUGGAUACACUGUUGGUUAUAUACUUUGACACAGCAGUGGUAUUCUAUCGCACCAGUCCUACCAGAAGAGUUGUACAUGGGACAGGUGUAAUAACUGUCGGACAACGAGACCUUGGUAACCGGAACUUCGACUCAACAAGAAGAUUUGUAGGACGUAUUGCUGGUCUGAAUAUGUGGUCACAAAUGCUCAAUGGAACUGAGAUCGAAAGAUUAGGAUCUGUUUGUAAAAAUGUCGGUUGUGGAGAUCUCAUUACGUGGGCAAAGUUCACCAUUUCGGAUCUUAAUAAUGUUUCUGUUCAUGACGUUUUUGACUUGUGUGACGACAUUUUCAUAACUGCCAAUCCAACGACGUUACACAGGACAACAUCUCCCCAAGUAGGAAUUAGCACUACAGCCACAGACACAGAAACAAGCCGUUUAUAUACUGGAGAAGUAUACGACAAAUCCUCAGCUACGCAAUCUAUUCUACAACAAUCAAGUAGUGAUUCGAACCCACAGACGAGUGAUGCUUCUACCACAGCUAUAUCGCAGACCACGAUUAGUAGUACUAGCAUAUCGUUGAGUAGACAGACCGUCAGCGAACUGAAAAUAAGUUCCAGUAACACUCAAACUGUGGGUACUGCUAGCUCAUCUCAAGGUAGACAGACAUUCAGCGCAGAGAAAAUGAGUUCCACAAAACCUCACACAUCUAAGCCUUGGGCGAGUACCUGGAAUGAUGAAAACAAAGAAACUCCCUCGCAAACCAAGUAUGGCGGCAAUACGAAGGGUAGUGACUUGGACAAAUACAAAUCGACCCCCUCAGUUCAGAAGAACCAGGAUCCUAACUAUUAUACACCACAGAACGUACAACAAUUUGAUAACAGUCCAAGAGCGUUAAUUAUACUGAUAUUCAUAGUCGUUGUACUCUUUAUUGCUGCUGUUAUAAUAUCAUGUUUUGUGUACAGAAAGUGUAGACGACACAAAGGGCAUUAUAGUCCAAAUCAUCAUGAUGCUACAGAAAUGAAUACAUAUUCAAACACAGGUUACGUUACGUGAUGACGUCAUGUCCACUGUAUAGUUUUCAAAGCACAUUUGAACAAGAUGCAAUAGAAAUGGACGAUAUGCAGGACUGAUAUUUUCGAUAUAUUUGCACGUUUAUAUUGUUUACCUGGUUCUAGUGUUUAACUAUAUUUCAUUUUCGCUGAUUGCAGAAGUCAUGGCGCAAACAGAAUGUUAUCAAUCUUAAUAUGUUUUUGCUGAAUAGAUUAGUAUAAUUCUCACGCUUGUGGUUUAUCUAGCAUUUAUAUAGAAUGGACGUCAUUUUAACAAAUUUUGCAUAUUGUUACUCAUAUUUUUUAUAAUUAUCAGCGUCGUUAAAGUGUACAUAUUACGAAGCCGGUAGUCAAGGCAGGUGUAUUUGAGAAAUAAAACAACAUUCAAAUAU